Messenger RNA from Colletotrichum acutatum, 1246 nucleotides. Its product is annotated as endoplasmic reticulum-based factor for assembly of V-ATPase-domain-containing protein. Gene Ontology annotation, cellular component: endomembrane system. Gene Ontology annotation, biological process: vacuolar proton-transporting V-type ATPase complex assembly. Lineage: Eukaryota; Fungi; Ascomycota; Sordariomycetes; Glomerellales; Glomerellaceae. The transcript is spliced from 2 exons. The record is from RefSeq and is a predicted model, not a curated record. The coding region runs from base 171 to 1049 and encodes 292 amino acids.
UUGCAUCAAGUGUGGCAGGCACGACCCGACGCCCGAAUUAUUACCCCGAUUUGACCGUGUCUGACCAGAUUAUUUGUUGGCACCGCAUGUCACUGGGGUAGAUACCGCCAAGUUACGAGCACAUCGUUUUGAGAUGACCUCGUAGAGGCAACACGAUCAUAUCAGCAGCCAUGGUACGAUUGACGAUAACACCCGCCAUCGCCGAAGGUCAGCAGAAGCUGGCUGAGGUCAGAUUUGGGCGGCGAAUCGCAGCGACACCAGACGAUGCAGAGCAGGAAACCACGUCAGAAAUUGCCAUUGAGAUUCCAGCGACAGACAAAGCCGAAGAGCCGACGCUUGGUAACUACGUGAUUGGAGAACCCAUCACACACAGCCAGAUAUUAGAUUUGUGGAAAAGUCUGAAGACGGAAGGCAUUGAGGGCUUCAGUUUGGAGGGACUUCUGCGAGGCGCCAGAGUCUACGUACCCCCGCCACCUCCAAAGCCUGAACCAUCUGCCGAGUACAAAGCCCUGAUGGCCCGCCUGCGACGCGAGGAAGAAGAACGAACGUACCAGCGCAUGCUUAAGCAACCGUCCCGGAUGGAGGCCUUUUCCCAGCAAUUUCCCAGUGCCGCUGCCCGAGCACAUGCCUUCGCCGAAGUUAACCGUCCUAUGAACGAAGCAGACCAUGGCGAUGACGAAGUGACGCUCGGGGACGUGCAGAAGCAGAUUAUGGUCAUUCUCAACUUCCUCAUAAGCAUCAUUGGUGUCGCAGCCACCAUCUGGAUAGCGGCCCGAUGGUGGAAUGUCACUGCCCGAAUAUUCUUGACGCUCGGGGGCGCCAUUGUCGUCUUGAUAGCAGAGGUCGCUGUAUACUCCGGCUAUGUUUGGAGGAUAGGGGAGGCAAAGUCCAAGACCAAAGAACCGGAAGAAAUCAGGGAGGUCAUGCAAUCGUGGGUACUGGGUAAGGAGAGUAAGGGCGAUCCAACCGAGAAAACAUCUACUCUUCUCGAUACGAAAUCGCAAGAUACAGACGAAGGCAUACGGCGGAGACUAAAGGGGCUUUCGUAAGGAGUAUAAUCCACCAAUUAGAAACAUAAUUGGCAGCAUCAUUUGCGAUGUUCAGAGGUGCCGGCUAACCACUGCAUUUCGUGUUAUCGCCACGUACCUAUGCAAGGUCAGAAAAACGCCCCAAAACAGCCUUUGUAAGUUGAUACCAUAUGGCCAAAAUCGCCUGGGGUUCUAGAACAAAAUCUUUUCCACAAUAG